Fusarium verticillioides 7600 is the source of this 2363-nucleotide messenger RNA. RefSeq lists its product as hypothetical. Gene Ontology annotation, molecular function: protein binding. The transcript has 5 exons. The coding region runs from base 827 to 1711 and encodes 294 amino acids. The record is from RefSeq and is a predicted model, not a curated record. Lineage: Eukaryota; Fungi; Ascomycota; Sordariomycetes; Hypocreales; Nectriaceae.
UAAUCUCGUCACCUUGACCAACAUCGAGUCUAUCUCCAUGUGAAUUGAAUUGAUCCCUGCUAGACCAUGCAAUCAAUCAGUGAUCAGCAAUUCAUGGACUAGAUCAUACAGGACAAGCAAUUGAAUUCACAUUUCAUCUCUCUCUCUCUCUCUCUCUCUCUCUCCUCUUUUACUCGAUCAAGACUCAAUUUGAUCACCUAAAACAAUCAACCAACAACAACAAGACUUCUUCUUCUUCUUCUUCUUAGUCUGGUUCCUUUUUUAGGCUCUAAGUUUGUCCCGCUUUUACUUUACGCCUCCCCCUGGUCUGCUCUAAGCCUGGUCGGGUCUGUCCUAGGCCGUGACUUUUGGUGGGAAAGCCCCCCAAAAGGAAGAGUCGAUAGGUUCGGCGACUCCAGAAGCAGAGCAAAGCCCACCUAGCCAACAAACUCGGCUCCCGUCUAUAAUAACCAUUCACAUCAUAAGCAUACAUACGCAUACGCAUACGCAUACACAUACAUACACAUCCAUUACUUCCAUACAUAAUACUUAGUACAUCCUUCGUCUUCUUUCUGCGCCUCCUUCGUGCGUCCGUCUUCUCCUUCUCCUCUUUCGUUCAGUCAGUCAAUUGUUCAACUGCGACAUACAUCUUCUACACCCGCCAUAUACACCACGCUACACUGGCUGUCCCCAUCUGAUCUGAUCUGGUCUGGUCUGAUCGAUCUGCGACCUUACUUUGGCCAGCGAUGGCUAGUCACUAAAGUUGGGAUCCUCAUUCCUUAACAAGACCUUCCUUCAAUCCACAGGUCAACGGCGAUCGUCGCCCGUCCCUUGCAGCGUAGCAAACAUGGGCUGUUGCCUCUCUCGUUCUUCGGGUCCCAACUCUCCCUACCCAGGUGGCGCUCCCAACGCUUCGUCCCGCGCUAUCAAUCCUCCCCCGCUGUCACUCCCAGAAGCUGCUCAACCGCAAAUCCCUGCCGAAAGACGUCGCCAGCACCGUCGAAGCAAUCGUCCCCUGGAUCAGCAUAUCGAUAAGCCUUUGCGACGACACGAGUGGACCUCGCGCGAUCGCACAUGGACCAAGAGCGAAUUGGUAAAGGAACGAGCUGCCUUCUUUGACACAAGAGUCACCGGCAGGCCCGAGAUAUGGCAGACUAUUCAUGCGGCGCUCGCUGUCUUGUGGGAUCCAGCCGGCCAGGAUGCACAAGACGACGGAUCCAAUGGCCUUGCGACGGCCCAGAUGAUUCUAUCCGCUGCUGAGAUCUCUCUCCCGACCGGCAACCUCUCCAAUGGCGUCUACGACUCUCUAGGAAACUACUAUCAAUUGCCGGAAUGGGUUGUUUGCGAUCCGCUGAAUGUGCAGGAGGAUCGAGAGGACGGCGCAGAGAGCAACCUCUCAAAUGCUGGCGACGACACAGCAGCAGAUGAAGAACUGAGCGAUGAAGAGAUGGAGGGCAAGAAACAGGAAAAGGGUAAAGAGGUGGGCGAUGCCCAAGAUACAGUCAAACUACGAGCCAGGCUCAGUGAGAACGGUCAAGAUAUCAACGUCGCCAUAUAUGAGUCGGAUACUGUUCGUAGUGUAGCCAAAAAGAUUGCUCUCGAGGCUGGCCUUGCGUCGACCAAGAAGAUCAGGAUAGCAUACAUGGGUAAGAUUCUUAAAGACAAUCUGUCUCUCACGGCACAAAACUGGCAGACUGGUCAUAUCGUCAAUGCCCUUGUCUUUGACAUUUGAUUGUGCCCUGCUGUUAUCAUCCCAACGAUAGACAUGAAGCAACCUGGUCCUUGAACUUUUGUCUUAGCCAAAACCCUUCACCCUCAUCGUCAACUUAUUUCAAUAGCAAGUAUGCCUUUUAUCGAUCCGCUACGGCCGGCUACACUCUUGGACAAUACCCUAUACCGUUUAUCCUGCUUUUACCAUGUCUGUGUCUUUUGGAGUUGGCGGAUGCUGCUGGUCUAGCGAUGAUUUCCCCACCACUUAUAUUCCUCUCACAUCCCCUUGUGUCGAGAUUGAUUUUGGAUACUAUUAACAGCCGUUGUUCUUACUAUACACAUGUAUAUAGGCCCAAUAAGGCACCCGACAGGGCACCCAACAAAAGUUUGGCAUGGCCCUCGCUAAUAUCACUGUUCCCCUGUUCUGAACGAGAAAGCCGAGCGAUACAACCACACUUGGUGAUAGCCACUGGCUCUGACUGUGACCCUGGACCCAUCGCACAGCCUUUUGGUGGGAAAACACCCAUUAACAUGCUCCGACCCUGACUCCGCUCCAACCAUCGUCAUGAAUCUUGCAAUGUUGAGACAACCCUUCUCGUAUAACUAGAUCCAGGUGUUUGUACAUAUAUCAGCUGACCUAGGCCGUCGACCCGAUCUUUGAUGGGUCCAUCCUC